UCACACCUCUUAAGGUCAUCAUCAACACAGCAAAGCCUCUGAAACUUGAGCUUUCAGCCUCUGCUCUUGUAAGCCUUUCCUCAAUCUUCAAAUUCCAUUCAUCAAAGCAAUAAUAAUCCAUCGACAUGGACGUCCAAGUCAUUUCAAGAGAAUACAUCAAGCCAUCUUCACCAACACCACCUCAUCUUAGAACCUUCACCAUUUCUCUCUUGGACCAGCUCCUCCCUUGUGCUUAUGUCCCCAUCGUCUUUCACUAUCCCAUAAGCGAUGCCAACUCCAUCAAACAAGCAUUGGCUCGUUUGAAAAGUUCGCUCGCCGAGACUCUAUCUCGCUUCUACCCACUCGCCGGACGGCUUAAAGACCACAUGUCGUUUGAUUGCAACGACGAAGGAGUUUUAUUCAUUGAAACUCGUGUUAAUUGUGACAUGUCCGAGUUUCUUAAAAAGCCUGAGCUCCAGGUCUUGCACCAAUUUGUUCCUUACCAAGACUUUGCUCCCGAGCCAGAAACAACCUUGGCUCACCUGGCUAUUCAAGCCAACGUAUUUGCUUCGGGAGGAAUCUCCAUUGGCGUGUCCAUGUCACACAAGGUCCUAGAUGCAAAUACGUUGGCCGCUUUCCUCAAGUGUUGGACUGCCUUAUCUAGUGGGUGUCAAGAUAAAGCAAUAUUCCCUGACCUUACCUCAGCAUCAUUACUUUUCCCCCCUAGAUCAGAACAACUACCACGCAGCAUGGCAUACCUCAAGGAGACUUGGUUGAACGAAGGCAAAAGCACCUUGAGGAGGUUUGUGUUCGAUAGUGCUGCCAUAAAAGCUCUCAAGGUCAAGGCUACUAGCCAACUAGUUCCUUAUCCAAGUACUUCCCAAGUGGUAACUAGUUUAAUCUGGACGCGGGCAAUGGCAGCUUCUGCAGCAAUUAAAGGCUCCCAACACCCAUCCACGCUGGUCUUUGCAGUAAACAUGCGGCCACGAAUGAUGUCACCCUUGUCUGAAAAUGCAUUCGGGAAUAUCUUUUGGCUAACAAGUGCACACCACAAUGCAGCGCACACGAAUGAAAGUGAGUUGCAAGUGGUGGUGAGCAGGGUGAAGGAAGCAAUUAAAAAUCUAGACAGUGACUUUAUACAAAGUAUGCAAGGGGAUGAAGGGUUUCACCAGAUACGCAAGUUGAUGGAAGAAAGAGAUGCAGUCUACGCCAAAGACAAACCAGAAAUGUAUAUGGUUAGCGACUUGAGAAGUUUCAGAUUGUCGGAAUCAGACUUCGGGUGGGGAAAGCCUCUUUGGGUUAGCCACGUUUGGGGAUUUCCCAGUUCCGUGUUUGUCAAUGGGGUAUUUCUAGCAGAAAGCAAUGUGAAUGGGGGAAUAGAAGCAUGGGUGCACUUGGAUGAACCUGAAAUGGCUAUUUUGGAGCAAGACACUGAGUUCAUAAGCUACGCUUCCUCCAAUCCGGGCUUUUCCAUGCCAUCGUCAUAGUAUGGUACCUUCCUGGUUAAAAGAAGUUUGUCUCCAUCUUCACCCCUUCCACUUUUAUUUAUUUAUUUUUCUUUUUUUGGUAACAACAGUAUCUGUACUACAUAUAUGUGGAUUAUACGCCUUUCAUUUGGUUGGCCCCGGACAAUGGGGCACAUGAUGGCGUCCAAAGAGUUCUAUUCCAAUCUUCACCUGGAUUCUUGUA
Messenger RNA from Diospyros lotus (date-plum), 1668 nucleotides. Its product is annotated as stemmadenine O-acetyltransferase-like. The record is from RefSeq and is a predicted model, not a curated record. Lineage: Eukaryota; Viridiplantae; Streptophyta; Magnoliopsida; Ericales; Ebenaceae. Bases 126 to 1466 code for a protein of 446 amino acids. The transcript has a single exon.